Ictalurus punctatus (channel catfish) is the source of this 3960-nucleotide messenger RNA. RefSeq names its product transmembrane protein 248 (gene tmem248). Bases 277 to 1224 code for a protein of 315 amino acids. The transcript is spliced from 7 exons. Lineage: Eukaryota; Metazoa; Chordata; Actinopteri; Siluriformes; Ictaluridae. The record is from RefSeq and is a predicted model, not a curated record.
GUCAGACUUGGCAACCUUGCAGCGUCGAGCUCUCUGUCGUAGUUCGAGGGCUAGGCUAGCUGUCUGGAGUGUUCCAGAUGUUUAUUGUAUAUUAGAAGGGAGUUUGCCUCGAGCUUUUUACAUCUCAAGGGAAAUCUCAAUGAUGGGAAAGAGCGCGAGCCGCUCAUGUACCUGUCCUGCAGCGCGCGUGCUUACUUCUUCGUCUGAAGCAAAGCUGAAGCUAGCCUGUUAGCCUGCGCGCGACCUAUCUUCAGCUGUACAAACACUGACCCCAAAAUGGUGUUCUUGCUAAACCCUCUGGAGAACCUGAAGACCUACAUAAGCAACCGUCCACCGCUGGUCAUAUUUAUGGUCAGUGUAAGCGCCGUGGCCAUUACGUUCCUCACGGUCGGAUAUUUCUUCAAGAUCAAGGAAAUUAAAUCGCCUGAAAUGACAGAGGACUGGAACACCUUUCUGCUACGUUUUAACGAGCUGGACUUCUGCAUCUCGGAGAACGAGACACUCAAGCAUGGCCUGAACGAGUCGACGACACCGGAGAGCACGGUGACGAGUAGCCAGUCACGCACCAGCACUCAAGCGCCAUUGCUGCUGGAGGACCCAGGUCCUAUUAACAUCUCCGUCACCAUUACUCUCACCCUGGAUCCUCUGAAGCCGUUCGGCGGUUACUCGCGCAACAUCACCCACCUGUACUCCACCGUGAUGGGCCAUCAGGUUGGCCUGGCUGGCAGGGAAGCUCACGAAGAGAUGAACAUUACUUUCACCCUGCCUGCAUCCUGGAACUCGGACGACUGCGUCCUGCACGGACGUUGCGAGCAGGUGGUCUUUAGCACCUGCAUGACCGUUACUGCCGUCAGUAACGUCUUCCCCGUCACAGUGCAACCGCCUCACUGUGUUCCGGAGACGUACAGCAACGCAACAUCCUGGUACAAGAUCUUCACCACAGCGCGGGACUCGGACACCAAGUACACACAGGACUACAACCCUUUUUGGUGUUACAAAGGCGCCGUCGGGAAGGUGUACCACACUCUGAACCCUAAACUCACAGUCAUCGUGCCAGAAGACGAUCGCUCUCUCAUCAACCUGCACCUAAUGCACACCAGUUACUUUCUGUUUGUGAUGGUGAUUACAAUGUUCUGCUAUGCAGUCAUUAAAGGUAGACCUGGCAAAGUAAGACAGAACAACCCGGAUUUCUGUCCAGAAAAGGUAGCUUUGUCAGAGGGAUAAGAACGAUCCUAGGUGAAUAUAUGGACUGAACUCGUUCAGCGUCAGACUGGAAUGAACCAUAUCGGAAGUGGAGGAGGGGCUGGGAAUGGAAAAAAAAACAAACAAACAACUUGUCGCCUAUUGAACCCAGGAGGAAGGUGACGACAAACUGUGAUGCGAAUCUCUGCAAUGUUGGGUCACUCCAACCAAAGACUUUCAAGUGCCUGUAUCUACUGUGUAAAUGCUUGUAGGACCCUUAUAUUCAGUACGGAAGCACUUUGCCUAAACUACCCCCUUCCCCCUGUGCCACAAAAUAUGUGAAGAAAAGAGACAGAACUUAUGUGUAUUAUCAUUCAAACAUCACGCCUGAUUAUUUUUUUUCCCAGCACCUUUUUUUGUCGGUCGCACACAGAAUAUCCCACUCUCUUAUUCCUAAUGAUAAUUAUCCAUAGCGUUACUGACUGUGUUUUCUUUUUUCAAGCUUGUUUGGUGGCAUGAUCAGAUUUCAGAUAGACUAGUGUCUAGAGAAUGGCCUGGAAAGCCAGUAGACCGCGAGGCGAUGAUUUCUAAACUAGAUUUAUUAUUUUUUACACUGAUUUUUGCCUUUUUUUGUUGUACAUUUAAAGCGUGUAUGUGUGCAACCUAGAUGCCAGUAGGUGCAAGGGUCAUUCAAUAAAAGGAAAAAACAAAACAAAAAAAGAUUCCAAGGCCUGAAAGACAGAACACAUUUCUUCUUUAGGAUUUGGCUGGACGAUGCUCCUUUCAACACUGACGUGGAAAGAGCCGUCGUUGAUGGAUUCUCAGAUUCAUUAGGACUGAUUCAUCUCACCUCAGAUUUUCACGGUGGUUCACGUACAGGUAGACUAAAUGAAUGUACAGCAUUCAUGGAAAUCACACGUACAAUUACACUUAUUUAAAAUGUGAUGUAAAAAAAAAAAAAAAAAAAAACGACGUAGUUGUAUCAUAUGUAAUCUAUUACCUCAAACAUUAUUGCUUCAUUUUAUCUGGACAUGAAAUAGCUUACAUUUUUAUGAUUCAGAAAUUCUUUCCUGUUGUGCGUUACAUAUCACACAUUUGUGUUUAAACCUUUUUGCCUGUUGCCUAAUUCCACAUAGGAAAUGCGAUAUCAUUCUGUAACACAUCAUCGUCCAUGUUUGUGUUUUCACAUCCGACAGUGCAAUUAUUCAAUUAAUCACCCGUGUAGAAAAUGUCAACGAUUAACAUCAAUUAGAAAGAGGAAGAUUCACAUGUAUGGCGGUUUCCACAGCUUUUGCUUCUGCCUCGCUGCUUCAUUUUUCUUUUCACCUGCUCUCACAGUAGAUCGUCUUAACGUCCGUUUAAUUUUGCUUACGAGUCAGGAUUAAUGCCCGACCUUUUUUGCUUUUACCAGAUGUUUACUCAUCUUUAGAAAGCGCCGGGGCGGAGGCCUGUAAGUGCAAAACACAUUAACCAAAGCUAAAACACAACCACAAAUCAGCAGCAUAUCAACAUUGAUUGGCUACAGAUUGGCUCAUCGGCCCGAGAGGCCCGGAAAACGGUAAUCGGAAAAUACGAGUCUAAAUGAAUCUACUGAUGGUUUUUUUUCCGAGUUUAAUUUUAUCAAGGGCAUUCAUCUAGGGUUUUUAUUUAUGCUGUUAACGUUGCAUGGCAUUAAUAUGUGUACGCUGAAGACUCGCCUAAAGGAAGCAGCGUUUUUCAGAAGAACGUAUUCUUCCCUAGAACAGCUUAAGUAAUGUCACGUUUUAAUUAUUUUUUGGAGUUUUUUUCCCUUAAUAGUAAUAGUCACACUCAUACCCUGUGCCCAAUCAGCAACAAGCAUAUGAAGAACCAUUUUGAGUUGACGUGUUUCUGAUUUUGCCUUCAUCUAACAAAAGCACCCUUUUUCAUUUGGUCUCGUCUUUAUCACUGGCCGUUCACAAACACGUGCUGUUGAACCACUAACGUGCCUUUGCAUUAAUCAUCCAUGGAAACAGCACGCCCCACUUCAAACACCAGAACUAAACAUAACAAUAUUUCGAUAAAUUAGUUUCAUAAACAAAUAACAGGUCAAAUAAACGUGUUUUCAGAUUCUGACAUACUUUAGUUUUGCUUAGUUGUUGGGUUUUUUUGUUGUUGUUGUUGUUGUUGAUUUGGUUUUUCAUUAGAAAACCAAACGCCAGUUUAGUUAAGAUUAAUUCCGCUAUAUAAAAAGGAUAUGUGUCAGAAAAGCAAUACUUCAUAUCUAAGGUGUUUCUUUUUUCUUUUUAAUGUAUUGUUUAAUAUAAACAAAUUGCUCAGUUUUAUGAUGAUAGAAACGUGAGUUUUUAAUUCAAAUCAUUUUUAAUGCGACUCCAAAAAAAAAAAAGGUAGGUAAGUUUAGAAAAGUUGUUUAAAAAAAGGAAAAAGCGUGGAGGGUAAAGUUAUAAAGGUUCUGUUGGAUAUUUUCUUGGUGCAGUGGAAAUGUGUAAUGGGUUUUCUGAACGCUCCCUGUUUUUUUUGUUUGUUUUUUUUGGAUCAUAUUGAUCUGUCCCCUUGUUUACCUUUGAGUGAGAUGUAUUCAUUACACAAUUCCCAAGUUUGAAUUCUAUCUUUAUGCCCUUAACAUAGGUUGCUCUUCACAAGUGCGUGAUGCCAUUGCAAUCCUUUCACGUCUUAAUGCAUGAUUGUAAAUGUCCUAACUGCUGACCAGUCCCUUAGAAUACAAUCCCAUUGUUUCUGUGCUGUUUGUAAAUGACUGUAGGCACACGCUUCGCUGAAUAAAAAUCAACCUAGAAAAAU